AUGAGUGAAGACAAAUAUGUUUCUGAUGAUUUACUUGUUUUUAAAACUUUUGAAGAUUAUUCUCCACCAAAAUAUGAACUAUAUCAAGAUGAAGAAGAGGAAGUAACGAUCAAUAAUCAAUUUGCAUGGAUUUUAUUAUGGUUAAUAAACUUUCGAAUUAGGUUCAACAUACCAGAAACUGCAACUGACAAAGAAAUCACUUGGCCUCAAAAACCAAUUUCAUAG
This is a messenger RNA of Funneliformis geosporum, 225 nucleotides long. The record is from the annotation of a GenBank genome assembly. Lineage: Eukaryota; Fungi; Glomeromycota; Glomeromycetes; Glomerales; Glomeraceae.